AUGGCUCUUCAGCUGUAUACACAUGCUUUCAAUAUCUCUCCAGUAGAGGAGAGGAGAUUGUGUAUAAAUGGAACACCAUGGAUUUGGCAUCUCCUUGAAGAAUGUGUGGAGAAUGCGUGGGAGUUUUGGAGCGUUGUCACAGGCCUGAUUUCCAUUGUCUGCUUUCUGUUUGCUGCACUACCUCAAAUUUUUGUCGCCUGUCGCAGUGGAAGAGUGGAUCAAGCGCUCUCCCUGGGCUUCCUGCUCUGUUGGCUAGCUGGAGAUGUAACAAAUUUUAUAGGCUGCUAUUUAACAAAUCAACUGCCGAUUCAGAUUGUCACUGCCAUCUUUUAUGUUAAUAUGGAUAUAAUUAUGAUUUCGCAGUUUGUCUACUAUAAGCUCAAGAAUGAAAAGACAACAAAAUACAGCACAGCCCUGAAGCAUUUCUGUAUAAGCUGGAGUUUGGUGUGUGUAACACUGCAUGUUAUUCUACCCUGUCAGCUUUUAUUGAGAAACCAAGACCAGAGUAUAGACUUAGAAACAAGCAAUAGAAGUCUUGAUAUGAUGGAAGUGUCAGGCUACGUUUGUGGCUAUCUCUCUUGUGUGUUUUACUUGGGAAGUAGAUUUCCUCAGCUGUACAAAAAUUUUCGAAGAAGAUCCACAGAAGGCACCUCCUACGUGCUGUUUGCAUUAGCUAUGAUGGGAAAUGGUACCUAUGGGCUGAGCCUUGUUUUGAAGAUGCCCGCUGCCGAAUCCUUCCGGGCCCUCUACUUCUUACACCGUCUUCCAUGGCUCAUUGGGAGCUUUGGAGUUUUGUUUCUAGACAUUUUUGUGACUCUGCAAUUCCUUACGUAUCGCCAGCAGCGCGAGGGCCGCGGCAGUCCCGGGGCCCUGGAAGCGGAGCCGUUACUCCUGGCUGAAGAGAGCGCCUAG
Messenger RNA from Tinamus guttatus (white-throated tinamou), 912 nucleotides. Its product is annotated as lysosomal amino acid transporter 1 homolog. Gene Ontology annotation, cellular component: lysosomal membrane. Lineage: Eukaryota; Metazoa; Chordata; Aves; Tinamiformes; Tinamidae. The record is from RefSeq and is a predicted model, not a curated record. Gene Ontology annotation, molecular function: L-lysine transmembrane transporter activity.